This is a messenger RNA of Thalassophryne amazonica, 5023 nucleotides long. Its product is annotated as TSC22 domain family protein 1-like. The transcript has 3 exons. Gene Ontology annotation, biological process: regulation of transcription by RNA polymerase II. The coding region runs from base 679 to 3681 and encodes 1000 amino acids. Lineage: Eukaryota; Metazoa; Chordata; Actinopteri; Batrachoidiformes; Batrachoididae. The record is from RefSeq and is a predicted model, not a curated record.
GCGCGAGGCUCCACACAUACAGAGCCGGGGAGGGACCAGUGAGACAGCAAAACCACCGCUAAAGCUCACCCAGUGGAAUGGAUUAAGUCUUCUGCCAUCGUUCUUUAGACGUCGCCUCACGCUUUUACAACACUGUGCGUCUGAUAAAAGGUUUUUUCUUUUCUUCUCUUUGAGUGAAUUUAGUAGCUAAAACGACAAGUCUGUGUUUAGCUAGCCGGUGAUGGAGACUGGCAGCUAGCUAGCCGACGUUGCUGCUCUGUGUCAGGCUAGUAACUUAAUAACGCUCGUCAAACAAGGUUGCUGUGCAGAUUAGUGCUUUUGAUGCAAGUGGUUUCGCCCCUCAAUUUUGCUUCAUUUUUUAGCGACUACAAAUGUGUUAGUUUGUGCGUAAAAGGUAAAAACAAAUAUCCGGCUAAGUACAAGUGGAGACCUCAUCAGCUGACGUUAACUCGCUAGCUCCUCAGCAAGCAGCUUCUAGCUUCCACCAGAGAAGGCUGGGUCGCGCAUGAUCGGCUGUAAAUAUUCUGAUAUUCAAAGAGAACCAUUUGAUACUUGGUUCAAAUCUUUAUUUUUGAUCGUGCUGUCUGUCGAUCGUAGCUUUGCCAAAACGGCGGCGUUAACGAACUGCAACCUUAUUGCAUACUAUCAAAGACCAACUACCCCCCGGAUUCUCUCAAAAUGCACCAUCCGGACCCUGCAGGAGAAUCCGGCAGUGUUAGAAAGAUGGCGCACCCGGCUGUCUUUCACAGGAGGGGUAGCAACCCAGGCACCGGGAGCGGCUCCACGCUGUCAACACCGGCUAACUCCGUGAUCAGUAACAGCCACGUUCAAACUGAUGAUUAUCAGUCCUCUCUGGUGAUUCAGUGCCAGCCUCCUGGUGGGUCACCCUCCCCGGCUUCCAGUCAUCCUCCACCCCACAGUCUGAAUCUACAACCCCAGCCCACGCAGUCAGCUGGAGCUCAAAUGAAAAAGAAGAGUGGUUUCCAGAUCACAAGUGUGACUCCAGCUCAGAUAUCUGUGAGUACCAACAACAGUAUUGCAGAGGACACAGAAAGCUAUGAUGAUCUGGAUGAAUCUCAUACAGAGGAUCUGUCAUCUUCUGAAAUUCUGGACGUGUCCCUUUCUCGAGCAAAUGACAUAGUUGGAGCAGAGAGAAGCUCAUCUGAGGAGACAUUGAAUAACUUUCAUGAUGCAGAAACUCCUGGAGCUGUCUCCCCCAACCAGCCUUCACACCCUCAUUCCAUGAGCCAGGCUCCUCAGCAUGGUGGGACCAUGGUUAAUGGGAUUAUGCACCAUCACCCUGAACAACAUCACCAACCCCAGGUCUACCGUGCCCCAUCUGGACCUGGGAAUGCCUCAUCAGUAGUCACCUCUGGAGCUUUAUCUUACAUUACCCAGAAAAUGCCUUCUAAUGUGGGAGCCCUGUCAGAGAAUGUUGCUCAAGCUGCGCCUCCAAGUAAUAAUAUCGCCCAGCCUGUAGGUAUUGUGGUCCCUGCAUCUGUCCCUGGAAUGCACAGCUCUGUUGCAGGCACUAACGUUAACAUAGCUAAUCCCCAGACCAGCAGUGUUAGUAAUGUGAAUAUAUUGAGCUCUGCCAAUGUGCCUGUGAGGGGGGGUAUCACCACGAGUGCUAGCAGUAGCAGUGGUGGGUUUCCUGUCAGUGUGAUAAGCAGCAAUGUGGGGAGUGUAGGUGAAAAUAGUGCUGUUGCCGGUAUGGGUAACCCUGUCGCCCAUCCUAAUGUUGCCACGAUUCAGCAACACCAAAACAUCAAUGUCAACAUCACUAUGGCUACAACUGCAACUGUUGCUGUUGCCAGUGCCUCUGUGGCUAUGGGAGUGUCCGGUGGGAUCCAGGGAAGAGUUGGAUCUGCUUUGCUGCAAACAGUGAAUGCACCUGUCACAGCUGUUGCCAUGGCACCUGUACCCUCUACUUGGGCUCAACCUGCUCCAGCUCCAGCCCCUGCAGUGGCUACCACCAGCUCUCGCUUCAGGGUGGUGAAGCUAGAUUCCAGCUCUGAGCACUUCAAAAAGGGCAGAUGGACAUGUACUGAAUACUAUGACAAGGAGACACCUGCUUCUGCUCCAAGUUCUUCUGCAUCUGAAUCUACAUGUUUCAGCAUGCGCCCAAUGGUUCCUGAGAGUCUUGCUGGAGCCUCAGAGAGGGAGAGCACAGGUGGAAGUUCUGUGAGUAGCACUAUCAGCACAUUGAGCCAUUACAGUGAAAGCGUUUGCAGUGGAGAUGCUGGGGGACCCACAGUAAACCAACAUGUCCAGGAUUAUGCCUCCCCACCUCAGGGCUUUCAAGCAGUCCUCCCCACUGGAAUGGGAGUGUCUCAUAUCCAGCCUCACAUGCAUCCCCAGGAUGUUACGUCUGCACAUGUGAAGACUACAGCAGCCCCUUCUGGUCCUGCCGCCAUUCACCACCCUGUUCCCAUGUCAAGCCACCAGACCACCAUCGGGCUCCUUACCCCAGCUGUACACCAACAGCAACUAACCUAUGCUCAGGCAGUUGCUAAUCAACCCCCAGGCUCCACCCAGGGUGCACUGGGUGUUCAGCAGCAGAAAAUGGGCUACUCCAACAUGCCGCAACACCCUCCUGCUACCCUCCAAGCAGCUCCUUUGCAGGUGAGACAAUCUGAUUACACCCAGCCUCACCAAACAUUACUUCAGCCUGGUGCAUCUCAGGCUGUGGCCAAUCAAUCUGGAUCAGCUCCUUCAGGUCCAGGUAAUGGCGUAUGUCAGAUGAUGGGAGGUCCGCAGCAGUCACAACCCAGUAUGCACACACAGCCCCAGCACACCGCUUCCCUUCAGGGCACUUCUUCCACUAUGACCUCUAAUGUUGGAUCUGGAGGACUUGGCCAGCAGCCUCAGAGCCAUCUGGAUCGUCAGCAGCAGAAGCCACAGACACUCCCAACACAAAUUCAAAACCCCACCUUGGGCACCCAUCUGCCUAAUGUGGUCCAUCAGAGCCAGGGGACUGCAGCAAAUGUGGCUCCUCCAAAUCUUCAGAAUGAUCCCCAAGCCCACACUGUUGUUAACAGUGGUCGGAUGCCCCCGCAGGCUCUUCCCCAGAACCAGACUGCUUGUGUUGGCUUAUCCCAGGACCACACCAGUGCCCAAGCUGCGGCCCAUGCUGCUCAGACCACUGCCCUUUAUGCUAGUCUGCCCACCUUCACCACCACUCAGCUUGAGGAUGCCCAACGGCUACUUCUCCAACAUCAAUCAGCUUUGCUUGGGCUUCCCAAACUGUCCGGAGGAGAGGAUGGAUCAGCAUCCAGUGCUGGCCAGGUUCCAGAAGCUGCCACCAUCAGUGCCUUACCUGCAUCAGCUGGUCUUCUCAAGGCUGUAGAUGGAGAUGAGGAUAGUUCAUCGGGAGCCAGCGUUGUGGCCAUAGACAACAAGAUUGAACAAGCAAUGGAUCUGGUGAAGAGCCAUCUAAUGUAUGCGGUGCGUGAGGAGGUGGAGGUCCUCAAGGAGCAGAUCAAAGAACUAAUCGAGCGCAACUCUCAGUUGGAGCAGGAAAAUACCCUGCUAAAGACACUGGCUAGCCCAGAACAAAUGGCCCAGUUCCAGGCCCAGGUUCAGACCGGCUCCCCUCCUGCCGCCCCCACAGCUCCUACUUCGGCACCCCCAAGCACCGUUGCCCAGCCCACCUCCCACAGCUCUGGACCCUCAGCAUAGCCCAGUCUGCACAGACACACUGACAUUUCUUUAAUUCUGCUAUAGCAGCAGAGCUAAACCAUGCCUUCUGCAGCAGGAGGUUUGCUGUCAAGACAACAAUUUGCACAUGUUUAACUCGGAGGGAUGCAGCCAGUGGGACAGGUGGUGCAGUGAAGGGGUAGAAUUUGGAAAAGCUGUAUGAAGGGGUAGGGUGGGGGGGGGGGGGAUCGCCAAAUAACCUUUAGACAUAUCAAGUAGAAUGUCUUGGCAAAAUAAACAAGUCAUUUAAUCAGUGGUGGUGUUAAACUUGAGUAUAGAAAACAAAAAUCACUGUGCCUGUGUCUGGAUUUUAAGUGAUGUCGAUUUGACGGAUGGCGGUGGAGGAUUGUAUUGGUUUACCAUGCUUUUUGCUGAAUUAUGUAAAUAAAAUGUUCACACUUACAGCUAGAUGCUAAAGUUACAGGCUGAGAGGUGAGGAGAGCCUUCUCAGAGUGAACAAUGAAGAAUGUGAGCAUUUAUUAUGACAUCAUCCCCAUCUGGAAUGGGGGAGUGGUUAGGGGUGGGGUGGGAGGGAAGUGAUUUGAACACUGCUACACAGCAUUGAUAAUGUUGCUUAAAACUGGGCUGACGGGAUUAAAACUCAUUUUCUUAUGGAGAUAUAUUUUCAGUAUUUUGAUUUUCAAGCUCCUUAUUGUCAUCUGUGUUCUCUCUCAACCCUGCAGUGGCAUGUUUAUUAGAUAUGAUUUGACAGGAUUGAUGCAUUAAGCUGAUUGGCCUUUUUUUUUUUUUUUUUUUUUUGCUCUUUUUCCCUUAAAAGUUUGAUGGGCAGAUGUAUAUUUCUGUAUAGUGUAAGUACCAUGUAAAAUAGUGAGGAAAAGAAAAACAAUGGUAUCUAGGUCACACAGAUGGAAGCAGGUGAGUGGGGAACACGCUUUCUCUGCUCAGUCUGUGUUUUCUAUUUUUAAUGCUGUAUUUUCAGGAUUGUGGAUCUGCACACAUGUAGGUUAUGUAACUGAUGACAGUCAGCAGUGGUGUUCAUACUCCCUGCUACAACAUUAACUUCCUGUAAAAAACCUUAUUUUACUGACACAUUGCACCUUUUUUUUCCUGCUUUUUUCCGGUUCUUAGUUUCAACGGUGGGUACGUUUGGAUGAACAGUAACUUAAAACUCUGCAUUUAAUGAAAAACAAGCAUACCAACUCUGGAGACCCCCCCCCCCCACCACCUUUUUGUGUAUCAGUUGUAUGCUCAUGCUUUGUGCAUGUUUUCUCAGAUCUAAUGAGAAAUUGUAACAUACAUACCACAACUGCACUUCAGAGCUGCACUUCAUGAAUUUCAAUAAACAUGCUUAAAAGAAGAAAAA